UCCUACCCUUUUUGUUUUUUGAUAGAAUCCCAAUUCCCAUUUCCUUACGCAAUUUUACAAGUUUGCACAGAUAUUUGUUUUGAGCUUCAUUGUGGGACUUGUAUGCAAGUUUUACUAUUCCCACGCCUUCCGUCUCUCUUUCUCUCUCAUCGAUUACAUGGGCCACGUCUCGUAAGGUCAACUUGAUCGGCAUGUGAUAAACUUAGAUCUACAUAUAUAUUCUUUUCGAUCGCAUCUGAGAAAUUCGAGCUUUUCUCAAAUUUAAAGAUAAUUAAUUUGAAUAAUUUUAGGGUUUUGGGGGUCCUGGAGUUUGAGUUCUAGGGCUCUAAUUAAGUCAAGCUUUUAUUAGUUGUGGAAGUGAUGGAUGGCAAUAAGGAUGAAGCAUUAAAGUGUAUGAAUAUCGCAAAGGAAGCGAUUGCAUCUGGUAAUAGAGAGCGUGCUCUAAAAUUCAUUAGAAUUGCACAACGGCUUAAUCACACAUUGUCUGUGGAUGAUCUGAUCGCCGCUUGUGAAAAGAUCGAUUCGACGGGGCCUGGCCCUUCUGAGAAUGGAAAUCAUGUUGAUAGGAGCGGGGUUGGGGUUUCAUCGGCAGCUAAAACUGCUGAGGGUUCCAACGGAGAGCGGAAUUAUACUGAGGAACAUGUCAAAUUGAUCAAGCAGAUUAACAAACACAAGGAUUAUUACGCCACACUCGGGGUAGAGAAGACUUGUUCAGUGGAGGAGAUUAGAAAGGCUUAUAGGAAACUGUCUUUGAAGGUUCACCCUGAUAAGAAUAAAGCCCCCGGUGCAGAGGACGCCUUUAAGAAGGUUUGUAAGGCUUUUAAGUGCUUGAGUGAGGAGGAUUCAAGGAGGCAGUAUGAUCAAACUGGUCUUGUUGAUGACUUUGAGUAUAAUCAACAACAUAAUGUUCGAAGGCGCAGGCGGAGGACUAAUGACUUUUUUGAUGAUGAGUUUGACCCUGAUGAAAUUUUUAGGGCCUUUUUCGGCCAAUCAGACAUGUUUCGCACGGCUCAUGUCUAUAGAACUAGGGGAAUGGGCACUCAGCAAAGGACGGAUGGUAAUGGUGGAGGGCCUAAUCUCAUGGUGUUCCUACAACUGGUGCCGUUCUUGUUGAUCUUGUUGCUUGCGUAUUUGCCAUUUUCUGAGCCUGAGUACUCUCUACAAAGGAACUAUUCUUAUCAAUUUCCUCGAGUGACAGACAAAUAUGGGGUUGAGUUCUUUGUUAAGUCGCCAGACUUUGAUCGCAGUUAUCCUAUAGGAAGUGCAGGUCGAGAAAAUAUCGAGGAACAUGUUAUUCAGGACUAUAAAAACUUGCUUGGACGCUACUGCCACAUUGAACUUCAACGCCGCCAGUGGAGUCGUAAUCUCCCAACUCCGCACUGUGAUAAGCUCCAGAGUUUCUGAGUGGCUUAAGGCCAACCCUGGACAGACAUGGUGAAGUAGUAUAGACAGCAUUGCAUGAUUCAAGGGAAAGAAGCAGAAUUUUGGCUUGUAUACUGCACAAAAAAGGCUUUAGUUGGCUGAGGUGGUGCUGAUGAAUGUUCACCUAAUUCACUUUAGAGCCCUGCAUUUGUUUUUGAUGGUGGCUACGAAUGUUUUUGGCGCCUAGUUUAUGCUAGGAAACUCUCUUUUACUUGUCUCAUUUUAACCCGAUUCUAUGAGAUGUCACCUAUAUAGAUAUAUCUUGUAAUUGUUUUUGCUUUUACUAGUGUGCAGCGUCAGGUUAAUAGUACACUUUCCUGGCCUAACACAGGAUCAUUAUGAUUAUAGGUGGACUAAGCAAUAAUUUGACCAGUGCAGCCUGUGCAGGUACUGUAAAUCAUCGAAAUAUUUGAAUGGCAUUUGCUCGUCAUUCUUGAAGAAAUGCUCAUAUAUUGGAGUUA
Messenger RNA from Beta vulgaris subsp. vulgaris (sugar beet), 1883 nucleotides. RefSeq names its product chaperone protein dnaJ 49. Bases 361 to 1404 code for a protein of 347 amino acids. Lineage: Eukaryota; Viridiplantae; Streptophyta; Magnoliopsida; Caryophyllales; Amaranthaceae. Gene Ontology annotation, molecular function: Hsp70 protein binding. Gene Ontology annotation, biological process: cellular response to misfolded protein. The transcript is spliced from 3 exons. The record is from RefSeq and is a predicted model, not a curated record. Gene Ontology annotation, cellular component: endoplasmic reticulum membrane.